Coregonus clupeaformis (lake whitefish) is the source of this 3263-nucleotide messenger RNA. It is a transcript of the gene sh3bp4a, whose product is annotated as SH3-domain binding protein 4a. The record is from RefSeq and is a predicted model, not a curated record. Gene Ontology annotation, cellular component: cytoplasm. Bases 220 to 3165 code for a protein of 981 amino acids. Gene Ontology annotation, molecular function: protein binding. The transcript is spliced from 5 exons. Lineage: Eukaryota; Metazoa; Chordata; Actinopteri; Salmoniformes; Salmonidae.
UCAUGUAAGGGAGCUGUAAAAGAGCAACGUCCUAAACCCGUUUUGAAGUUUCGGAUAUGUUUUGGGAUGCGGUCAACAUUUUGAUUAGUUGUUCAAAAUUUUGAUAAGGUGUUCACAAACCCUUGCAAGAUACAAUGGAGAGCUGCCAAAGACUGAAUAUCAUAAUUGGAGAAAUGGAAGAGUAGUAGUGCGACUGCAACUCGGGCAAUUCGCACCAAGAUGGCGGCCCACCGGAUCAUCAGAGUGACCAACAGUAACCAUGUUCUCCCUCGCUGCAAAUCCGAGGGCACGCUCAUUGACCUCAACGAAGGGCUCUCUGAGACUAGCCUCACAGAUGUCAAAGUGCCUUCUUCCAGUGCCGUACGGCUGGACAAUUCAGCCUCCUUCGUAACUGCUCGUGAAGUAGUCGCCAUUAAGGAUUACUGCCCGUCCAACUUUACCACGUUAAAGUUUUCCAAAGGUGACCGGCUUUUUGUGAUGGACACGUCGGGUGGAGAAUGGUGGUAUGCCCACAACAACACAGAGAUGGGCUACAUCCCCUCGGCAUAUGUCCAGCCCAUCAACUGCAGGAAUUCUUCGCUCAGUGAUAGUGGCAUGAUAGACAAUCUAGGGGAGUGUACAGACGAAGGGGCUAAGGAGCUGGAUCUCCUAGGGGAGUGGACAGGGGUGUCCGUUAAGACCACUCCUUAUUCACCUUAUUUUAACAGCAACCCCUUCUCCCUCCAUACCUCCUCCACCAACCCCUUCAUCAACAGUGCUCAUCUACAUGGUUCUCUAGACCAGAACUGUAAUGAGAGGGGAAGGUCCACGGACCUGCUCGUCUUUGACUCCCUGGCAUCCCCAGUCUCCCCCUCGGUACCUAACUCUACCUCCAGCACCACCAUGAUCAAUGGCUUCAGUAGCUGCAACAUCUUUGACAUGAUGACACCAACCAGCCCAAACCAGGACUUACAGGUUUUACAGACACUCCGAAGGGAUAACCCAUUCUUCAGGAGCAAGCGAUCGUACAGUUUAUCGGAGUUGUCCGUCCUACAGACGCAAUCUAACUCCCCCUUGCCUUCUUCUGGGUUCUUCACCGGCCUCAAGGCUCCCUCGCCAGAGCAGUUUCAGAGCAGGGAGGACUUCAGGACUGCGUGGCUAAAUCAUCGGAAGCUGGCCAGAUCUUGCCAUGACCUGGACUCUCUGGGGCAGAGCCCUGGUUGGGGACAGACUCAGCCGGUGGAGACCAACAUUGUCUGUAAACUAGACAGUCGUGGAGGGGCAAUUCAGCUCCCAGACACCCAGAUCAGCAUCCAUGUCCCUGAGGGACACGUGGUUCCUGGAGACACCCAGCAGAUUUCCAUGAAGGCCCUACUGGACCCUCAACUGGAGCUGAACACCGACCACUGUUCCACGGUCAGCCCCGUGGUGGAGAUCAAACUGUCCAACAUGGAGACCAAGUCCUUCAUCACUCUGGAGAUGACCGUGUCCGUGACGGUGAAGAAAGACAGCGGUCAGGUAGCCGAGGUGCUCUGCGUCCGUAGUGACUGCAAGGAAGGACCCUAUAUAAUCAUCCCACAUGCUUACCUAUACAAGGACACAGUACAAGUCCAGUUGGAUAACUUGGAGCCGUGUAUGUACGUGGUGGUAGUGGUGCAGGCACAACACAUCAACCUUAAUACAACUGUAUGGGACCAUGUGUUGAAGAAAGUCACCCUGGGUGUCUAUGGGCCCAAGCACAUCCAUCCAUCGUUCAAGACGGUCGUGGCCCUAUUUGGGCAUGACUGUGCCCCUAAGACCCUACUGGUGAGUGAGGUGGGGAAGCAGGCCCACUCCGCCCCUCCAGUGGCGCUCACGCUGUGGGGGAAGCAUCAGUUUGUCCUGGGACGGCCCCAGGACCUCAAGGUUGGCCUAUACUCCAACAUGUCUAACUAUAUGAUCAAUGCUAAUGAGCAAGCCAGGAUUAUUCGGGGCUUCCAGGUCAAACUGGGGAAGGUUAGCCGACUCAUAUACAUGAUCACAUCCAACAACCCUGAGGACAUCUCAGACUUCACCUUGCAGGUCCAGGUCAAGGACGGCCUGGACUGUAUCCUGGCUCAGUUCUGCGUCCAAACACCACAACCGCCUCCGAAGAGUGGAGCGCGGAACACCGGCCACAGGAGGUUCCUGAAGAAGAAAGAGGUGGUGGGUAAGAUUCUUCUGUCUCCUCUGGCCAUCACUGCCAAAUAUCCACAGUUUCAGGACCGCUGCAUCAGCAACCUGAAGUUUGGCAAGUUGCUCAAAACUGUGAUCAGGCAAAACAAGAGCACAUACCUGUUGGAAUACAAGAAGGGAGACGUGAUCGCCUUGCUGAGCGAGGAGAAAAUCAAACUACGAGGACAACUGUGGACCAAAGAGUGGUAUAUCGGAUAUUAUCAGGGAAAGACCGGUCUUGUUCACGCGAAAAACGUUCUGGUUUUGGGGAAAGUCAAGCCUGUUUAUUUCUGUGGUCCGGACCUCACGACUACCAUGCUAGUGGAGCAGAUUCUGAAGCCUUGCAAAUUUCUCACAUACAUCUACGCCUCUGUGAGGACGGUACUCAUGGAGAAUAUAGGGAACUGGAAGGCCUUCGCAGACGCACUUGGAUAUGGGAACUUACCUUUGUCUUAUUUCUGUCGGACUGAACUGGACAACGAGCCUGAGAAGGUUGCGUCGGUUCUGGAGAAGCUCAAGGAGGACUGCACUAACAUGGACAUCAAGGAGAGAAAGACCUUCCAGAAGGAACUCAUGACAGCCCUGUUGAAGAUGGACUGCCAGGGUCUGGUGGCCAGGCUGAUCAUGGACUUUGUCCUGCUGACCGCGGCCGUGGAGGUGGCCCCGCGCUGGAGGGAGCUGGCAGAGAAGCUGGCCCGGGUGAACAAGCAGCAGAUGGAGCAAUACGAGGCUCCGCACAGGGACAAGAAUGGCCUGGUGGACAAUGAGUCCAUGUGGAAGCCAGCCUAUGACUUCCUGUUGACGUGGGCGGCCCAGAUCGGGGACAGCUACCGGGACGUGAUCCAGGAGCUGCACCUGGGCCUGGACCGAAUGAAGAAUCCCAUAACCAAGCGCUGGAAGCACCUCACCGGAACGCUCAUUCUGGUCAACAGCCUAGAUACGUUACGCAGCUCUGCCUUCAGCCCUGUAGGACAGGGGGACUAUGCCAUUUGAUCUGAGACUAUCUACGUCUGAUAUGGCAUCCUAUUCCCUAAAUAGGCUGCGUUUACGCAGGCAGCCCAAUUCUGAUCUUUUUUCCACUAAUUGGUAUU